Molecule: messenger RNA, 994 nt
Organism: Coniophora puteana RWD-64-598 SS2
Lineage: Eukaryota; Fungi; Basidiomycota; Agaricomycetes; Boletales; Coniophoraceae
Exons: 5
Coding region: 130-657 (175 amino acids)
Source: RefSeq, a predicted model, not a curated record
GAAUGCGCGAAGUGUCGUAAAUCCGAGGGUUUUGCUCAGAUAUCCUUACUGGUUUGCGCAGCGUGCAAGAGGAUUAUUUAUUGUAUUUAGAGCAAAGAAUGUCAAACGGCUCACUGGCCUGAGCACAAGAUGCAAUGCAGACAAAACAAGGCCUUGGUGCAAAACGAUGGUGGAUCGGAGGCUGCGAACGAUUUUGCCAGAUUGGUGGAACUUAACAAACCAGUGUUUAUGGUUGCGCUCUACUAUGCACUCGGACUUAAAGCACAGCCGAAUGCAUUCAAGCGCAGUGGCGCGAUUAUCCAAUUUAUGUCGGAACCCAGUCGUCUCAGCUAUCCCCUCCAGCGGAGGUACAAAGUCAGCAAAGGAUACACCGCAGGUCUCGACGUUAUUAUCAAGGCUGUUCCCGCACGACUUGCGAAUCUCGACGACUUCAAGCUGUCCACAAGAGACGGCGAUCGAGUGGGCAUCAUUCUACUGAUAUGCGAAGAUAAUAUCCAGUUGCUCAAAUUACAACUCCCGUCGACGAAAGAGCUGAGAGACGCAGCGAGAAGUAUCGCGAUGCCACUAAGGAGCGAUUGGGCACUGUGGCUGGACAAAGCCAUCAGCGAGAAUUUCCAAGCCAACAUCAAAUUGCCGAACUCAAUCGGCGGAAAUUAGUUUAUUCGAUGUUCUUUUCGUUGUGUCCGUCGCGCGCUACAGUCACUCCUUUUUAGGCCAAUCGAGACGUACCAAGAGAGGCUCAGAAAGAUAACGAGUGAUAUUUGUACAAGGAGAUUAGGUGCCAGUAACAUAGGACGUGAUCCAAUGUGCAACUUGGUCACAGAGCGUCUUCGAAGCAUGACUCAAGUGGCGAGGUGACACUUGGGCUUAAAGCAAGUGCUGCAAUCCGGCAAGGACCGAAAGCGCGUCUUGGUGUCGCGCUCGCGUCGCGUUCUCCUGCUGUAGCUGCCUUCUUCCACCACGCUUUGUUCUACCCACAUAGACGAACACCAGC